AUGUCCCACUGUGGAAGGAGCUCCUUCACUGAUGGUAGAAUCAUGACCUGGGGUCAACCAGAGGAUAGAGUUCAGAAUGGAUGGAAGGUGAUUCGGGAACAGAGUCCUAUGGAACUCUUGAGAAAUACUGUCGCGAAAGGUGUGAGCGAGAACGACAUGAGGCUUACAUUGGGUGGCGGCCACAGAUUGGGAAUAUGGCCGAUUGCGGGUCAGUUGAGGACCUUCUCCACUUCCUUCGUUGUCUGGGUUGACACACACGCUGAUAUCAACAAUCUUGAGAGCCUUGUUUCUCGGCACACCCAUGGCAUGCUCCUCUCCUUCCUUCUUACCACAGCCAACACACUCAUUCUGCAAACCUAA
Messenger RNA from Echinococcus granulosus, 360 nucleotides. Its product is annotated as Arginase. The record is from RefSeq and is a predicted model, not a curated record. Gene Ontology annotation, molecular function: manganese ion binding; arginase activity. Lineage: Eukaryota; Metazoa; Platyhelminthes; Cestoda; Cyclophyllidea; Taeniidae. The transcript is spliced from 3 exons. Gene Ontology annotation, cellular component: nucleus; cytosol; cytoplasm. Bases 1 to 360 code for a protein of 119 amino acids.